Molecule: messenger RNA, 378 nt
Organism: Babesia bigemina
Lineage: Eukaryota; Apicomplexa; Aconoidasida; Piroplasmida; Babesiidae
Exons: 1
Coding region: 1-378 (125 amino acids)
Source: RefSeq, a predicted model, not a curated record
AUGGGAUUUUUGAGUGGUGUGCUUGGUGCGGUGAAAGAUGAAAAUGAAGUGACAACUUAUGAUGAUAAUAAAGAAUUAAAUGAUAUAUUAAGCAAUUUACAAAAUUCGAUAGGUAAGGGUUCCAGUGUAUUUUCCUCUCAGAUUACGCAGGUGUCCCAGUGGCUUCACAGGUAUGAGAUGCGUUUCGGCGAUAAAACGGGAGCAGCAACAAGCGCAUUAAGUGCGUUAAAUAACAAGAAAAUUGGCGAUGAAUUCAUGAAACGUGUUGCAGGUAAAGGUCACGAAAAACUUCAGAAGCAAUUGGAGGACUGGACCCACGUGGUCGGAGAGAUUGAGACUGAAUUGAAUAAAAUCGAAAAUGAAAAUGUAAUGCGCUGA